GCUCAGAGGAGAGGGGGCAAGAGCGGGAGGAGAUAAUAUUGUACUUCAGACAUAGAGCUUGAAACAUACGCCGCGUAUCCGAAGUCAUACUAUUAUGGUGUAGGAGUCUGGGAAAUACUAUUGGAAUCACAUUCGAGGACCAAUCCCCUUUUUCACGCAACAGACUCCUGUUUGAGAUGUUAAAACCCGGUGACCCUAGCGGAUCUGCUUUCUUGAAAGUGGACCCGACGUACAUGCAACACUGGCAGCAGCUCUUCCCUCAAAGCCAGUUGAAGAAUGGAGGCAUUACGCAGCUGCAGCCGCCGGACAGGGUAGCUGUUCCGGUGGAAAGUCUCCGUCAGCGGCCGAACCUGAUCUCCUCCACAUCAUCAUCGUCGGCUUUAACACCUUCCUCCACAUCUUCAUCGACUCCAUCCGUUUCAUCAUUGGCAGGUUUAUCUCAACUAUCUGUGCCACAAAUUGCACUUUUUGGACAAACUCUCUCUUCUGACAUUGUCUCGUCAGACAACACCAACCUCCAAGCGAAAGAACUUUGUAUAUCCUCCAGCUUUAAGAAUGACAAAGGGUCCAGAUUUAAACUGACCUCCGAUGAGUUAGACUACUACCUCUACGGACAGCAGAGAAUGGAGAUUAUCCCAUUGAACAAUCACACCGGAGACCACAACAAUCGGUGUGACAUGUGUGCAGAUAACCGUAACGGAGAGUGCCCCAUGCACGGGCCCCUGCACUCGCUGCGGCGCUUGGUGGGGACAAGCAGUGCAGCGCCGGCCGUGCCGCCCCCAGAUGUCCCUGACUGGCUGCGGGACCUGCCCCGUGAGGUGUGCCUCUGCACCAGCACUGUGCCCGGCCUUGGCUACGGCAUCUGUGCCGCCCAGCGUAUCCCACAGGGCACCUGGAUCGGCCCCUUUGCGGGAGUCCCCCUCCUCCUGGAUAAGUUGCAGUCAGGAGGGGUGCGCAACACAAGGCACUUAUGGGAGAUCUAUGACCAGGAAGGGACGUUACAGCACUUUAUUGACGGCAAUGAGCCGAGCAAGUCGAGCUGGAUGAGAUACAUUCGCUGUGCACGGCACUGUGGCGAGCAAAACAUGAUGGUGGUCCAGUACAGAUCAUGUAUAUUCUACCGGGCAUGUAUGGACAUUCCAAGAGGAACAGAGCUCCUUGUCUGGUACAAUGACAGCUACACCUCCUUCUUUGGCAUCCCUCUACAGUGCAUUGCGCAGGAUGAAAACUUGAAUGUACCAACCACAGUCAUGGAGGCCAUGAGCAGACAAGAGACGCUGCAGCCGCUCAGUAAAACGGGCAAAGGUUUCUCGGUGGCCCUGCUGCGCUCCAUGGUCUUCCCCCACUCGCCCUGCUCCAGAAGCUUCUCCCUGAUGGACAAGGGUGGCCACACGGACUCCGGCUUCAACCAGAUGAGCUCUAAGAACCAGCGAGUCCUAGCCAGCCCCACCUCCACCAGCCAGCUGAGCACCGAGUUCAGUGACUGGCACCUCUGGAAGUGCGGCCAGUGCUUUAAGACGUUCACGCAACGCAUCCUGCUCCAGAUGCAUGUGUGCACACAGAACCCAGACAGACCUUACCAGUGUGGACACUGCUCCCAGUCCUUCUCCCAGCCGUCGGAGCUGCGCAACCAUGUCGUCACUCACUCCAGCGACCGGCCCUUCAAGUGUGGCUACUGUGGCCGGGCAUUUGCAGGAGCCACCACUCUCAACAACCACAUCCGGACACACACUGGGGAGAAGCCAUUCAAGUGCGAGAGGUGCGACAGGAGCUUCACACAGGCCACCCAGCUCAGCAGACACCAGCGGAUGCCCAACGAGUGCAAGCCCAUCAGCGGCGAGAGCAGCGAAUCAAUCGAGGUGGAUUAGCUGAUUGACUGGCCGGAAUUAAACUGCAAGGAAAAUCAUGAUUAAAUGUCACGGACACUUAAACAAAACCAAAGAUUUCCUCUGAGAAACUCUCAAUCAGCCCCAGAAAACCAAAAGCAGUAAUAAAAUAAGUAAGAUGUUAAGAGUUAUUGAUCUUGGCACAGAAAAGGGAC
Messenger RNA from Salvelinus sp. IW2-2015, 2041 nucleotides. It is a transcript of the gene prdm6, whose product is annotated as PR domain containing 6. The transcript has 8 exons. Lineage: Eukaryota; Metazoa; Chordata; Actinopteri; Salmoniformes; Salmonidae. Gene Ontology annotation, biological process: regulation of transcription by RNA polymerase II. Gene Ontology annotation, cellular component: nucleus. The coding region runs from base 177 to 1868 and encodes 563 amino acids. The record is from RefSeq and is a predicted model, not a curated record. Gene Ontology annotation, molecular function: RNA polymerase II transcription regulatory region sequence-specific DNA binding; histone methyltransferase activity; protein binding.